UCAAUGUCUUUCGUUUCUGCAGUAGUACAUCACAGGUUCCUUUGUCUCUCAUUUAACUCUGCUACUGUUACUUAUCUUCUUAACUAGCAAAAGAAGUGGACACAGUGAUGAUUGUCCAGACUCAUUUGAUUGUGGAAAUCUUGGAUUUCUCCGCUCUCCUUUUACCAAGGUUGGAUUCCCACACUGUGGUGCAUUGGCAAUUCAAGGUUAUGAUGAUGUUAACAAAACUUCUAUGAAGCAUGUUCAUAAGACUUGUGUGGUAAUUUCCUAGUCAACGACCGUGUCAUUUGGCUUCAUAGGAUAUAUUUAUGUAUUGCAAAGUAACAAGUGUGGAACAAAUUAUGAAACACAAUCAUAGGUUCCUUAUGUUGUCUCAUUUAACUGUGCUACUGUUACUUGUCUUAACUAUCAAAGGAAAUGGACACAGUGAUGAUUGUCCAGAGUCAUUUGAUUGUGGAAAUCUUGGGUUUAUUGGCUACCCUUUUACCAAGUUUGGACUCUCAAACUGCGGUGCAUUGGCAAUUCAAGGUUGUGAUGAUCCUAACAAAAAUGCAAUGAAGACCAUCCAAUUAACCAAAGGAGGAAGACACUUUCAAGUUACAAAAAUUGAUAAUACCUGGUCCAAGGGCAACCCUAUUUCAAUUAUUGACCAUAAUUUCACCAAGCUUUUGACGAAAAGUGCUUGUGAAGUCUACAACUAUGUUAAUAUUACCCUCCCUCCUCCCUCUCCUUUUGGAACUUCUUAUAUCAAAGACAAUAUAACUGCUUUCAAAUGCAACCGUACCCAAAAACAAGUCACCAACCCUCCAAGUAAUUUUUUAAAAAAUAGUUCUUAUCCGAACUAUGAUUUUUAUUUCGGUGAUUCAAUAUCCGAUGGUGAGUCUAAUCGCUCUUUCACGUCAUGCUUGUUGUUUCAUCUUCCUGUCAUUGGAUUAGGCUUUGCACUUUCUGGUAACCCGUAUCCGUUAUUAGCUCAUGAAAUUACCUAUCAGUUUCAACUUUCUGAAGAGUGCAUACAGUGUCACCGUGAUACAAAAGGUCAUUGUCGUGCUCACAACAACGGACAAAUUUAUUGCCCAGGGAAGGGUAGAAGUUCAAAUUGGAAGCUCCGACUGGUUUUAGCUGUUGUGGUCGUGGUAGUUAUUGGAGGUGGAGUGCUUAUAUUAUUGGCAUAUUGCAUUAAGAAAAAGAUCGUCCCUGCAGCAUUUCUUUUAUUCAGGAAGAAGAGUUCAACCAAUCAAAUUAUUGAGGAUUUUUUGAAAGAACAUGGACAUCUUCCAGCUGCUAGGUAUACUUAUUCAGAUGUCAAGAAAAUAACAAACUCUUUUAGAAACAAAUUAGGCCAAGGAGGGUUUGGAAGUGUAUACAAAGGGAAGUUACGUGAUGAACGCGAUGUCGCAGUGAAGGUUUUAAGUGAAUCAAAAGGUAAUGGGGAAGAUUUUAUUAAUGAAGUUGCAAGUAUCAGUAGAACUUCGCAUGUCAACAUUGUUAGACUUUUGGGAUUCUGUUUGGAUGGUUCUAAAAAGGCACUAAUAUAUGAAUUCAUGUCUAAUGGAUCUCUUGAGAAGUUCAUAUAUGUGGAGAAAAAUCCAUUGAAGGGUGAUCACCAAUUGAAUUGCAAAAUACAGUAUGAUAUUGCUGUUGGUGUUGCUCGGGGACUAGAGUACUUGCAUAGAGGUUGCAACACCAGAAUCUUACAUUUCGACAUAAAACCUCAUAAUAUAUUACUUGAUGAGGAUCUAUGUCCGAAAAUUUCAGAUUUUGGACUUGCUAAAAUAUGUCUAAAAAAUGAAAGCAUUGUAUCCGUAUUUGGUGCAAGGGGAACACCCGGAUAUAUUGCUCCAGAGUUGUUCUCUUAA
This is a messenger RNA of Vicia villosa (hairy vetch), 1859 nucleotides long. Its product is annotated as LEAF RUST 10 DISEASE-RESISTANCE LOCUS RECEPTOR-LIKE PROTEIN KINASE-like 2.5. The record is from RefSeq and is a predicted model, not a curated record. The transcript has 3 exons. Gene Ontology annotation, biological process: protein phosphorylation. Gene Ontology annotation, molecular function: ATP binding; protein kinase activity. NCBI's taxonomy places the organism in Eukaryota, Viridiplantae, Streptophyta, Magnoliopsida, Fabales, Fabaceae. The coding region runs from base 309 to 1859 and encodes 516 amino acids.